Pyricularia grisea is the source of this 1227-nucleotide messenger RNA. RefSeq lists its product as uncharacterized. NCBI's taxonomy places the organism in Eukaryota, Fungi, Ascomycota, Sordariomycetes, Magnaporthales, Pyriculariaceae. The record is from RefSeq and is a predicted model, not a curated record. Bases 1 to 1227 code for a protein of 408 amino acids. The transcript has a single exon. Gene Ontology annotation, molecular function: mRNA binding.
AUGUCGUAUCCGGGUCCCCCAGGAGUCCCCUCGGCGCACCCAUCUCUCCCACCCAGACCACCCGCACCCCCGGGAAGCAAGCAACAACCACAGCCGAUCGGACCUCAGGCAACAUCUAGAUUUUCCUCCACCUUUUCUUCCCCUAGUACCUACUCUGCACCGCCAGGCUACCCCGCCACCGCCGCCGGCGCAGCAGCACCACCAUCAUCAUACUCCAGCGCCGCGCCGGGCUACUCGGCACCACCAUCUCGGUAUGGCGCACCUGCGACGACUUCUUCGUACCCUUCAUACCCUGCGGCGCCCACGGCCAUGCCGGUGAGGAACUCUGGCGGAUACGCGAGGGGAGGAUACGGUGGCGGCGGCGGCAGCACGGCCGCCGGCGCUACCACCUACUCGUCCGGAUAUAACAACUACCGGCAGCCGAACGCCCAACCCGGUGCAGCGAGCUACGGCGCAGGACCACAAAUCAGAAACCCAUUCCCCGUACCGGCAGCAGCAGCGGCAGCCCCGGUGGCUGGGCCGGUAUCGGCGCAGAGCGAGGAGGCCGAGAUGGCGGCACAGAUGGCACAGUGGCAGAGCGCCUACCUUCCCAGGAGCGAGACGGACCCGACGGUGGUGGGGCCGAUCGGGCCAGACGCAACGUCUCAGUACCCGCAGCAGCAGCAGGCACAGCAGCCGGAGCAAGCCGAGGCGGGCGCCAACGGGGAGGAGCGGAAGAAGACGGUGUAUCGGAGCGGAGGCGGUAAGAAAUGGGCCGACGACACGCUUGUGGAGUGGGACCCAACGCACCUUCGCCUCUUUGUCGGCAACCUGGCGGGCGAGACGACGGACGAGUCGCUGCUCAAGGCGUUUUCGCGGUGGAAGAGUGUACAAAAGUCAAAGGUCAUACGGGACAAGCGCACCAACAAGAGCAAAGGCUACGGAUUCGUCAGCUUCAGCGACCCGGAUGAGUUUUUCCAGGCUGCAAAGGAGAUGAACGGCAAGUACAUCCAGAGCCACCCUGUCACGUGCAGAAAGGCAAACACCGAGAUCAAGGUCACCAACGUCAAGCCGGACAAGAGGCACGGCGGGAGGAAUGACAAGAGAAAGGGUAACGGUGGAGGUGGUGGUGGUGGAGGCGGAGGCGGAGGCGGCGGUGGUUAUGAGCCACGUCUGGGACCUCAUAACCCGGGUGGCAUUGUGAAGCCUGGUCAGAAGACUAAAGGCGGGCUUAAGUUAUUGGGUUAA